Notechis scutatus (mainland tiger snake) is the source of this 4008-nucleotide messenger RNA. RefSeq names its product interleukin 17 receptor A (gene IL17RA). NCBI's taxonomy places the organism in Eukaryota, Metazoa, Chordata, Lepidosauria, Squamata, Elapidae. Gene Ontology annotation, molecular function: interleukin-17 receptor activity. The record is from RefSeq and is a predicted model, not a curated record.
CGGAAGCCAGAGACGGGCGGAGCCAGGUCAAUGAGGCCGGUGGUCUCGCUUAGGGAGCAGGGCGGCGGUGGCGUGGAGGAUGAAGGGAGACGCUUCGUGGUGCUUGGUGCUCGUGGCGGGGCUGCUCCCUGGGCUUUCAGGGCUGAGGCUUCUCCUCAGCGCCCCGCCACUUUUCAACUGUUCCCAGCCGGGUUUACGCUGCCUUGUGCGAAACAGUUACUGUGUGGAUGAGAGCUGGCUCCUUUCUUGGAAAUGGACUCCUUCAGCCCCAAGUUCUGUUGACGUAUUUAUUGAUACAUUUUUUACUGAAGAUGGGAAAUUGGUCCCUGUGCUGAAGAUAGAGUGGAAAGUGGCUACUGAUGCAAGCAUCAUAUACCUCAGAGGAGCAGAAUUGGCUGUAGUACAAUUAAGCAAUAACCAGCAGAUUUGUGCUCAAUUUGACUUUCAAAAUAACUUGACGUUCCAAGUCCGUCCAGACAAUGGGGGCCGGUGGAAUUUCUCCUUCAACCGUUUUGAGGUACAACCAGGCCAAAUGUACCAAGUAACUGUCUAUCAUUUGCCCAAAUUAAGUACUCCAGGGGACUAUAACAGGAGAUCAAAGCCAUUCACAGUACCAAAUUGCACACAUCCUACUAUGAAAAAAACAGAACCGUGUCUGCAAAUAGGGAGUUUGUGGGAACCCAGAAUUAAUGGAACAAGUCUAGAUGAUCAUUCUGUGUUGGUGAGCUUUGACCCUGCAGAAAUACCGGCCACCUACAUUAUCCAUGUAAUCAGUGUUCGGGAAGAUGAAAAAGAGUGCAAGAAGGCCACAGAAAGCAUUUCAGAGCAGGGUCUGCAGCAUCGCCUUAAUGUAACGGUCAAGCUGGAAAGGAACUUGAAGAUUUGUUGCAAAUACAAAGUGGAGAUCCAACCACUCUUCCCUGCCUGUGCUACAGACUGUCCGAGGCGCUCAUUUUUAAUCCAAUGUCCUUCUGCUGAUGCCUUAAGUCUUCCUAAUCAAUCCAGAAUGAAUGAUACAUUUUCAGUGGGGCUACCUUGGAUCCACACUAUCAUCUGCAUUUUGUUAAUUUCUUCAGCUAUUGGUUCUGCAAUCUACCUUACCCGAAGACAAAAAGCAUUAAAUUCUGCAGCAAAAAACUGUGAUUUUGAACUCCAAGAUACCCUUUUGACUUCCCCUAUGUUACAACCUCCUCCACCCCUCAAGCCACGUACAGUUUGGAUUGUGUAUUCUGCUGAUCACAAGCUCUAUGUAGACAUUGUGUUGAAAUUUGCACAGUUCAUGAUCACCGUGUGUGGCACAGAGGUCAUCCUAGACCUGCUAGAUGAACAGCAGAUAUCUGAGAUGGGAGCAGUGUGCUGGCUUACUCGGCAGAAACAGAAAAUGGAAGCGCUGUCUUCAAAGAUCAUCAUCUUGUGUUCCCGAGGUACUCAAGCCAAGUGGCAGGCUAUGCUUGGGCACCAGGAAUCCAGUGUACAUCUGAAGCAAGAUAAUCUGCUGCCAACAGGGGACAUGUUCACUCCAGCACUGAAUCUGAUUUUACCAGACUUUAAGCAGCCAGCUUGCUUUGGACUGUAUUUAAUCUGCUACUUUGAGGGCAUAAGCAACGAGAGUGACAUCCCAGACCCAUUCCAUGUCACCUCUAAAUAUCAGCUGAUGGAUAAGUUUGAGGAAAUUUACUUCCUAAUCCAGGAUCUUGAAAAAUUUGAGCCAGGGCGAAUGCAUCAGAUUCCAGCCAUCUCGCCUGGAAAGUACACUGAAAGCCCCUGUGGCAAACAGCUGAAGGAGGCUUUGCAGAAAUUCCAGACAUGGCAGGCUGAGCAUCCAGAUUGGUUUAAAAAUGAACGGGUCUGCGGGGAGGAUGAAGAUGAUCUACAAUCUCUGAGUGGGGAACUCACUGAAGAAUUAAUAUUCCCCGGGAAAGGAAUUCUUAAGAAGCAACUGCUUCCAAAGGAACCUGACCCCAGUAGCUCUUGCUUAGUCAAUCUUCUGGUUAAUGAAGAUGACUUGGGAGCAUAUAAAUUGACACCUCAGCAUCUGUCCGAAGAAGAUUUAGCAUUCCAGACUCUGGUCAUUCCUGCUGAGGCACCUUCUGUUCAGGUGGUCAAUCCAACUGCCCUUGCAGAAGAAAAUGAGAUACUCAGUCAUAAACUGUUGACCAAUGAAGAUUGGCUAGAAAGUGUGCCUAUGAUAGAAGCUAACGUCCCAAGAAGAAAUGAUGUCAUUCUUCAAGGGGAUUUAUCCUCAGAUCCCCAAGCCUUGCCAGCUGACGUGAGGCAACAACUGGAGGGAUUGAUGUAUUCCCUCUAUCAACAAAGCGUCAUCCCCUCUGAUAUGCCCCUUUGCCAAGAGGAGGUUAAUGAGCAGCAACAGCUGUUGUUUGAUGAGGCUUCCAAAGUUCAGAGACAGUCGGUACAGUCAGAUCAGGGUUAUAUCUCCAGAUGUUCUUCUUUGCCAUCUGAUAGCCCUGUUGAACUGAGGGAAGAAGAGAACCAAGAACAGGAAGGAUAUUGGUCUGCUGGGCAUCUCACUGCAGAUGUCUUAAGUAGUCUAAAAAGUCUUCAGCAGCAGUUGCUUUUCCAGGAUAUCCAAAAAAACUGUAGCUAAGGUCACUUGGGAGAGAAAAGGGAGAAUUGGUUCUGUUUUGGAAACAACUAGGCAACCUGUGACUGAUGGGGUCAUUCUUCUUUCCUGUAUGUAAUGUAGACCUGCAUUGUUUCCCCUCCCCGUGUGACCUUUGAGAGCCCUGGUGAAUUUCCUCCCUCCUUUUCCUCAGCUGAUUCGUGGAACUGCCUAUCACUUUGUUAGGGGGAGGGAGAACAAAAAGAGGAAGAGGACUUAAGGACCCAACUAUCACUGGUACAUCCGAGCUAGUCUUACCCAGGCAUCCCAGUCACUCCUUUGUCCUUCCUCUUUCCAAAUAUAAGAUAGGCUUGCAUCUUUCCCCUCCAUUCACAGUCCUCAGAAGAACUCCUCCUCCUACCCUCAGCUGACCUGUGGAACUGCCUUCCACUUUGUUGUGGAGAGGGAGAACUAGGGGAGUCACGGACCACAAGGAAAACUGCACUCUGCUUCUCAUUCUGGCAUGUCCCCAGGGGGACGCUCACUUCAACCAACCCUAUGAUCCAAAUCCCUCCCUCAUUCUUCCCUUACUAGCCACUGCCGUUAAGAGAUUUAAAAUUUUGAUCCUGGUUUCAAAGCUGCCAGCGGUCACUUAUCUGUCAGGUCUUGCUACCAACCAAUUGGGCCAGGGGUGGGACCCUACCGGCAUAACAACCGGUUCACUGCGCGCGCAUGCGCAACCCUUGUAAAUCAACUUCUACAAGCAAUAACCACCUGCUGAUGCACGGCUGACUCAGCUGUGCUGCGCAAAGCAACCAAGGUUGCUUUAGCAGGGAAUAAAGGACAGCCUAGAGCCCAGGCGGGCGGGUGGGCCCAACCAAAGAAAAGAUCUUUAGAGCGAACCGGUUCGGUGUCAGCUGCUCUUCAGAGCUACUGGUUCUAUAGAACCGGGCCAAACCAGUAAAAUCCCACCUCUGAAUUGGGCGUAGGGGCCAGAGGGAGGUUGGAAAUAGGGUAGGUAUGUGCCCCUCGCAUCUUUCCUUGUGCCAUGCAACCUAUAGUUUCCUGGAAAGUAUAGUCAGGAAAGUAUGGCACUAAAACGUUGUCAAAUUUCAAUCCCACGGGAGCCAUGGAUCCCAGAUUUUGGAUGCAAACUGUAAGUUGGCCCAUUUUAAAGUAUGCUGAUUCAAUAGCUGUUGCUGUAUGAUGCACCAUUUUGUCCAAUUGAAGGCUAGAGAGUAUCAAACAGAAACAAGAGUUUUAGUAGUACUGUAUAUAAGUUAAUGCAGAGCUGUCAAACUCAUGUCGUCAUGGCAGCAUGAUGUACUGGGAUUUUUUUUCCCCCUUCGCUAAACUGGGCGUGGGUGUGGCCAGCACGUGACGCAUCCAGCGCGUGGGCAAGGAGUUUGACAGCCCUGAGCUAAUGGCUGUUUGUUGGAUUGUGCAGC